AUGUCCAAGUCGAUCAGUUUUGUUCUGUCGGCGAGUCGGUCGGUCGGUCGGUCGGUCGGUCGGUCGGUCGAUGCGACAAAGCUCGGGUGGGGCGCUCCCCCCCCCGCGCCCCAGGUCAAAGUCCAAGGGCCAAGGGCCGAGGGCCGAGGGCGAGCUUCUCGCAACCUGCAUCAUUCGUCACGGCCCGUCUUGACCAUGGCUGAGAUGGACCCCUUCGACUCGGCGCUGUGCGUAUCCAUCCCCUCUCCCGCGGCCUGCUGGCACGACGCCGUUGACCGUUUCACUGACGACCGCCCCUCCAGCGACCUCCUGCGGCGCCUCGACCCCAAACACACGGCCUCGCACCUCGGCGCCAUCAUCUCCCUGGCGCCCGAGCUGACGGAGGACCUGCUCUCGUCGGUGGACCAGCCGCUCGCGGUGCGGCGCUGCAGGCAGUCCGGCCGCGAGUACCUCCUGUGCGACUACAACCGCGACGGCGACAGCCACCGCUCCCCGUGGUCGAACCAGUUCGACCCGCCGCUCGACGAGGCCGGCGCGGGGGGCGUCGGGGCCGACGGCAACGACGGCGCCGGCGAGGGCGCCAUCCCCAGCGAGCGCGUGAGGAAGAUGGAGGUCAAGGCCAACGAGGCCUUUGACGUCUACCGAGACCUGUACUACGAGGGCGGCGUGAGCAGUGUGUACCUCUGGAAUCUGGACGACGGGUUUGCCGGCGUCGUCUUGUUGAAGAAGUCCGCCACUCCGGGCGGCACGACCCAAGGGGUAUGGGACUCGAUCCACGUCUUCGAGGCGAUUGAGCGGGGGCGCACGACGCACUACAAGGUCACGUCUACGGUGAUUCUGUCCCUGGCGACGGCCGACAGCACCCUCGGCGACAUGGACCUCAGCGGCAACAUGACGCGCCAGGUGGAGCACGACCUGCCCGUCGACGGCGACGACAGUCACAUUGCCAACGUGGGCCGGCUCGUCGAGGACAUGGAGCUCAAGAUGCGCAACCUGCUGCAGGAGGUGUACUUUGGCAAGGCAAAGGAUGUGGUCGGCGACCUGCGGAGCGUGGGGAGCCUGAGCGACGGGGCUCGAGAUCGCGAGGCGCAGAGGGAGCUCAUUGGGAGCAUGCGGCGGUGA
Messenger RNA from Metarhizium album ARSEF 1941, 1122 nucleotides. RefSeq names its product F-actin capping protein beta subunit. Gene Ontology annotation, cellular component: actin cortical patch; cytoplasm; F-actin capping protein complex. The transcript has 2 exons. The record is from RefSeq and is a predicted model, not a curated record. The coding region runs from base 1 to 1122 and encodes 373 amino acids. Gene Ontology annotation, molecular function: actin filament binding. NCBI's taxonomy places the organism in Eukaryota, Fungi, Ascomycota, Sordariomycetes, Hypocreales, Clavicipitaceae. Gene Ontology annotation, biological process: cell morphogenesis; actin cytoskeleton organization; barbed-end actin filament capping.